Messenger RNA from Scedosporium apiospermum, 2166 nucleotides. RefSeq lists its product as uncharacterized. The coding region runs from base 1 to 2166 and encodes 721 amino acids. The transcript is spliced from 3 exons. Lineage: Eukaryota; Fungi; Ascomycota; Sordariomycetes; Microascales; Microascaceae. The record is from RefSeq and is a predicted model, not a curated record.
AUGUCUGUCAAGUUUAUGCACGCCAUGCCAAUCCAUCUUCCUCCAGCCGCCCGAGAUCUGGCUCCGGAUUCCAGCCUACCACGAGAACGACUGGCCGAACCGCGGCCGACGACAUUGGAAUCAUCAUCACCAAAGCGUCCAAGACAUACAAAAGGGCUCCUGAACACGACAACUGGAGAACAUGCUGUUGCAGACCACCAGGGCGUCGUAGCAGAGAAGCAAGAGGUUAGAGUCGCGAUAGAGCGUCGUCUUCGCGCCAAUCUGGAACAAGGUCUUUUGACGCUAGACUUUGAUUUUGCUGACCCUCUUCCUGGGCUGCAACUUCGGGUGCUACCUCUCGAAUCAGAUGAGCCCCUAUCUCUAUCUAGUCAGUCUCUGGGCGUAGAUACGUGCACAGAACCCACCUUAACCCUCGCCAGGCGAUGGCUUGGAGAUUGUCUCGAACAUCACUCCAGGUGUGGUCAUCACGGCACCCAUCCCACCGAGAACAGUGGCAGCUCAAGUUGGCUCCCUACCAGACUGAUAGAAGUUGGGCCAAAGGACUCUUCCAAUGUCAGGUUAGUCCUGUCCAAGGACCUACCGUCAUCCACCCCGGGAAUAACCCCUGGCUACGCUGCCCUCAGCCACUGCUGGGGAGGAGCCGACGACAUCCUCAAGCUGAAGCUCCAAAACAUAGCCCAGCUCCUCCAAACCGGAGUCAAGCAAGACGACCUAGCCAAGACGUUUCAACACGCCAUCACUAUCUGCCGCGAGCUCAACAUUCCUUACAUAUGGAUCGACAGCCUGUGCAUCAUCCAGGAUUCGAAGGAAGACUGGGCCCGCGAAUCCUCCUCCAUGGGCAACGUGUACAGGAAGGCCACCUGCACCAUCGCCGCCACCGCGUCGACAACCUCCCACGAUGGCAUCUUCUUCCCACGCGGGCAAGAGCCGAAGCUGGAAUGCCAGAUCGGUGGGAACCCCCUCGUUAAGGAGCAUGCGUACCGCCGGAGCAAGGCCCUAGCACUCGUCCCAACAAACUGGGAACGUACCUGGCACCUGAACCUAGAUCACGCUUCGCCCCUGAACCAGCGGGGCUGGACUUUGCAGGAACGACUCCUUUCGAGACGUAUCCUCCACUUUGGCCGUCUGGGCAUUGCCUGGGAGUGCGAAACUCUCUGCGCCAGCGAGUUCUGCCAGGGUGGGUAUCCCCCCGGUGACGACCUUUACUUGGAAGGAUGUCCGAAGAAGCCCACCUGCACCAUGGAUCCUGUGAUGAGACACGUGGAACUCGAGGCCUGGGAUGCAUGGAUCGGCUUCGUAGAGACUUACUCGCAGCGAAGCCUGACCUUCGCAUCCGACAGGCUCGUGGCCAUUUCCGCCGUGGCCAAGGAAAUGCAACCUCAACUGGCUGAUAACCCCAGCUACCACGCCGGCUUAUGGGAAUCGACCCUACUACCUGAGCUCUGCUGGAUGGUAGACUGGCACAUGGCAUCGCGGGAGGUACUACCCCCGUCGGCCAACAGCGCCCCCGAUCCAGGCUCCUCCUCCACCUCCACCGGCCCGCCAUCCUGGUCGUGGGCAUCGGCCAACCAUCCCAUCUUCUUCCCCUUCAGAGGCAGAAGCCUCCUCCAGGAGCGCUUCACGCGGCUGCUGGCCCGACUUGUCAACGUCACCACCACGCCCGCCUUCGAAGACCCCUUCGGACAAGUUCACGGCGGGACCGUGUCCCUGAAGGGCCGACCAACGCCAGUCCGCCUCGCCAUCGCGGACUCCUCGGACCCGCGCUGCCCCAGAGAGGCCUUGUGGAAGCUGGUGGCCGAGGACGGGGGGCCACUACCGCUGCAGAUCUGGGCGUCCCUUGAUGAUUUUUCCCCGCUUGACAGUGAUCCUCUUGUGGUAUUCGCUCUUCCUAUCCUUCAUAGGUUGAACGAGUGCGAGAAUUCGCUGGGGAUGCGUUUGGGUCAUCCAGCCAAGGGCCCCGUUAACGGAUUGCUGUUGGAGAAAAAAGAGACGGACCAUAUUGUUUCGUAUAGGAGAAUCGGCGCGUUUUUUGUCCUGGAUGUGUAUACAAAUGAUGGUUGGUUCGACUUCGAGAGAUGUGCAUAUGGCAGGGUGAGUUCAUCGGAAGAGGAUGAGAAUGGCACGACGCGCAGAAAAGAGCCAGAUCAAUGCAUCGACAUCAGAUAA